GGAUCUUGAGACAUGAGGUGCAUCUCCAGGCUGCCAGCUAUUCUCCUCAUCCUCUCGGUGGCACUCGGCCACUUGAGAGCUACACCUGUGGGAAGUGGUACCAACCCUCACGUGGACAAACGGAAGUGCAACACAGCCACAUGUGCCACACAACGUCUGGCAAACUUCUUGGUUCGCUCCAGCAACAACCUUGGUCCAGUCCUCCCACCAACCAAUGUGGGAUCCAAUACAUACGGGAAGAGGAAUGGGGCAAAGGAUCCAAAUAGGGAAUCCUUGGAUUUCUUACUCCUGUAAAGUCAAUGUACUCCCGUAUCUCUUAUUACUUCCUGUGUAAAUGCUCUGAUGAUUUCCUGAAUAAUGUAACAGUGCCUUUUCCAUUCCCCCCACAAAGUGAGAAUGUACAACAACGUGCCUGUGCUUGCUGUGUUUGUAAAUUCUUAUUCUAAGACGUGCUUUAAACUGAGUGUUGAUAAAGGUCAGGGUGAAUACCUCUCUAAUCACAACAUGUUCUUGCUGUACAUCUAUAUCAUAGGAACACUUAAAAUUUCUGUUUUUACCUUGUAACUCUAUGACUCAAGUUUAACAAUAAAGGAGGGCGUGGGGUGGUGGACUUGACAAGUCGUUAACAGCUCAUAGUAAAUUUCUGAUUCUAGACACUGGAAAGCGAGCAUUCUAAAUACCUGCUCAGAUGGCAUUUCAAAAUAAAUUAGCAAAAUCUUGUACUUAUUUAAUCAAACUUUUUAAUUCUAUUUCUUGUUGUCCUUGUUGGUAGUAAGAGGCUGUUUUAAAGGAUAAAGGUUGUUUGUAU
This is a messenger RNA of Rattus rattus (black rat), 808 nucleotides long. RefSeq names its product islet amyloid polypeptide (gene Iapp). Gene Ontology annotation, molecular function: hormone activity. The record is from RefSeq and is a predicted model, not a curated record. The coding region runs from base 13 to 294 and encodes 93 amino acids. Gene Ontology annotation, cellular component: extracellular region. The transcript is spliced from 2 exons. NCBI's taxonomy places the organism in Eukaryota, Metazoa, Chordata, Mammalia, Rodentia, Muridae.